Messenger RNA from Culicoides brevitarsis, 1360 nucleotides. Its product is annotated as zinc finger Y-chromosomal protein-like. Gene Ontology annotation, molecular function: zinc ion binding. The transcript is spliced from 2 exons. Gene Ontology annotation, cellular component: nucleus. Lineage: Eukaryota; Metazoa; Arthropoda; Insecta; Diptera; Ceratopogonidae. The coding region runs from base 60 to 1211 and encodes 383 amino acids. Gene Ontology annotation, biological process: positive regulation of transcription by RNA polymerase II. The record is from RefSeq and is a predicted model, not a curated record.
AAUAACAAAAAUUGGAUUGCAAAAAAAUAAAACAAAAUAAGAGAUUUAUCACAGAAAAAAUGCGUGAAAACGCAUUAAAAUGUCGUCUGUGUCUCAAAACGGACAAUUUCAACUCGAAUAUAGAUCGAAAGUUAUCUGAAGCAAUCAAAAUAUUAUUUGAAAUUGAUCUCGAAGAAUCUCAUGUUCCUUCCAUUAUUUGCUUGAAAUGCACGAAAAUCGUCUCCGACUUUUACGAAUAUUACUGUGAUGUGAAGUCUAACCAAAAUAAGUUUUUAAAAAUAUACGAGACUGAAGAAAUUACCAUUAAAAAGGAAGACUCCAGCGAUAUUUCUGACACAGAAAUUCAAUUUGAAGAUGAAAACUUUGACAGUGAAAGCCGUGACGAUUCAACCAAACCGAUUGUCGAGCCGAAAAUCGAGAUUCGUGAAGUAACAAGUCAAAUUGACGAUUGUAAGAAACUACUUCAAUACAGUUGUGAUAUUUGUGGUAAUGAGUUCCGUACUUAUACUUACUUGAAGCGGCAUAUCCAUCUGAAACAUUUGCGGAAGUACGACGUUGGUUGUAAAAUUUGUGGAAAAGGUCUUUACGACACAACUUCGCUUAAACGUCACAUUGACUCUGUGCACAAAAACAUCAAACAACCUCCUCGUCGAACGCAAUGUCCUCAUUGUGGCGUCACAAUUGCUAAUCUCUCGAGUCAUUUGAAGUUCAAACAUCCAUUACUUCGCGGUUUAAAAGGCAGAAGUGAAAAUGAUGUAAAAACUUUACCCGCAACGCCUGAAAUUUACAUUUGUGAUCUUUGUUCGAGUACAUUUGUGCGGAAACUUUAUUUGCGUAAACACUUGUUGCAAAAACAUUUGAACAUCUUUGAGGAUAAGUGCCCGCAAUGUCAAAAAGGCUUUUAUGACAAGACUGCUGUGAAGCGACACAUUAAGGAGCAUCACAUGAGCGUUCGCCCGCCUCCCAAACGAUCGAUUUGCAUAAAAUGUGGAAAAUAUGUGACGGCAAUUCAGUUGCAUAUGAGACGAGUUCAUAAUGCGAACAAGCCAGAGACAAAACCGAAAAGAAUUUUGCCCAAAGUAGAGUGUCCCAUAUGUAAAAAGAUGAUCAGUAGUCGACAAGAUAACAUUAAUGAACAUAACAGAAGAGUGCAUGGAGCGAACAUUCCAAAGAAAGUUAAACAGAAAAAGGGAAUUGGCAAUUUGAAUUAAGAUAUUUCAAUAAAAUAAAAUUUCAUUGAAUAAAAAGCAUUUGAGGAAAUAUUGAAUUAGCAAAAAGUAACUUUUAACGGCUUUAUUGUAAUUUUCUUUAUCAAAAAAAUCAUUUUUCAUCAAAAUAAGAAGGAAUAUUAAGUUUUUGA